CCAUCACGAACGUACGCGAGCGCUCGGCGCGCGAUGGGCGCCGGAUACGAACGCUGACUGCCUGUCGCUGUCGGACGUGUCGCCGCGACUACCUCGGACGGGACUCCGCUCGUCGCCGAUCUAAAUCGCGAGAGACUCCGGCGAGAGAAUUCCGCGCGACGGAUAUACGCGCGUCCUUGGGAACGACGCGGAAAGGGAUUCUAAGGGGCUAAACGACACGCGCAACCUGCUGCUGUUGUUGCUAUUAUAGUACUCCGGUGUAAACGAUAUAUAGAAAGAUACGUAGCGACAGAGAAAUCUUCUCUCGUGCACACGUGGGGGUUAAAUCUUUCGAGAUAAAACGUAAGGAAAGAACUUGCGGCAGCGGUUUAUGGAAUCAGGAGAACGCUCGAUGGAUCCGCCCGGAAUCUCGCGAACGGGAAUCCGCGUAUCUCACUUGCGCGAGCUCUCGCGAAGUUAAAGCGCUCCACAGUAGAGGGGCGGUUUUGGGAGGGGGAGAAAAAGCGCGCCGGGGGUCACCGACGGUAACUGGGACACCGCAGGCCGACGCGAUCCUAGUUUCGGGGACAGCGCGUCCCUUAACCUUCUCGGUGCUGAACACGCGUCAAAACUGAGAGUCGGAAAGUUUUACGAAGGAGAGAAGAUUAAAGGGGGGGAAAAAAACGAUCGUUCUUGGGACACGUUCUCGCCGUCGACUAAUCGUCAUUACUUCAUCGAUUUACGUAGAUGUUAAAUAAAUGUGAGUGAUAUAUCGCAAUCGUACGGAAUCUUUCCAUCCCUGCCGUUACUCUUAAAGCGGCGAGAAGAUUAAGACGUAUUUUAAGACUAAACGCACGUUCAGCACCGUCCGACACGCCGGAAUAAUUUAGAAGGCGACCGAUUACUGUACCUAGUACAGUGAAACAUUAAUGCGUUCGAUAAAAAAAACAAGUGCGUAUACACGCAUGUACAUACGGGUACACACAGACACGCACACAAACGCGGUACACCGCGCGGAUCUAUAUUAGAUACAUGUAUGUAUACAUGUUAAAAGUUUAUUUAAAUACAUCUUAGAUAAAUAUAUGUAUAUAUACAUAUAUAUAUAUAUAUAAAUAUACGUGUGUUAAAUCUUUUCAUAGAGAUCUAAAUAACGACGUUGACAAAUUACAUAUAGUAUAUCACGUUACGCGAUUCUCGAUAAUCAAAUAUCGAUAAUUCGACCGCACGGGAACUGUACUGUACACGUUGGAAAAAAUAAUACUCGAGAAAGAGAAGGAGCUCCUAGAGAAUUAUAAGAGUCAUACAACCGAGAAGCGCGUGCGAGGAAACGUGCGAGAAGCGAAGAAAAAACGUCACUCGCUCUCCUUACGAACGCAGUUACGCACUCACGAGGGCGGCGAACAGGGUGAAAGAGCGAGAGAGGAAGGAGAUACUUAAACACUUGUACCGUGAGACUCAAGCGGUCGUACAUGUGGUUACAUGUGCGUAACGAAUGCGUGAGUCGAAUACCUGAAACAAUCCUUAACGAUCGAAGCCGAUCGAAGAAACUGCCACGAAACAUUUGCCAAUUACGUUAACGGAAGAAGAAGGAGAGGAACUCUCUCACGGGACUCUCUCCCUAUUUCCUCGUCAAUGCGCGCAAGUACUCGCGCGAGUCCACGGUGCUCAAUUAGGCAUAUAAGUACAAAGACACGCGGGCGUGCAAAUUAUUUUUCUCGACCGAGGUGUGCAUCCCUAUACGUUAGUAAAUAAGCCGCAUCGAGUCUGUCCAAAAAACCAAACAAAAAAAAUCCCUGGGUGAGGAAACUUAGACGAUCCUCGAUCUACCUCAACGACUAUCGGCUCAGCCCUCACUUCCCUCGAACGUAUAUCCCACGGCAAGGAAUCCUUGAAGAACAAUCACAUAUUGCGAAUCUCGUCCAACUGAAAGUUCUAGAACUUAAAAUCUUCCAUCGACCCUCGAUUGCUAUCACUUCGCAAACUCGGAGCAAGCGUACCCCCUUUACACGAUCCGCCGCACAAAUUAUUUAAAGUCUAGUCUUCUCUCUAGUCGAACUCGAGAGACUUUUCGGCGGGUGCUUAAAAUUCCGUUGUUCGCGCUAUCGAUAACGAGUUUCGACGCCGUUAAGCAUGAGACACGUCGAAUGAAUUUGUAAGAUGAUUGAUGUAAGCAGACGCGCAGCCCUUGUGUGUUUUGAAUCGCACGAAAUCCCGAUCGUUGUUGGCGAAAUCCCCGAGCUCGUCGGGCGAUAGAUAGGACUCGAUAGUAAUCGUUACACACGCCGAGUCACCUGUCUUCGGGAUCGAUUGAAUGCGGACGAUUAGGGCCUCAAGUCGGCGGUUGAAUCGUGCGUGAUAACGCGUUGUGCAAAAAUUCGCAAACCAAGGAAGUGAUAUGCUCUAUCUCACGCGGGUGCGCGAACGUGAUAAUGCUGGCGGCGAGAGAUGGGAUUAGAGCGCCAAGAGGAAGAGAGAAGAAACAGCUGCACCGCGAGACGGAGAGAAGAAGCGGCACCAAGAAAGACGCACAGCCAUGUCAUGGGAGUCUAUCUCGUCCAGGGAUUACCUCGGCGGAUCGGCGAGUCAUCAGCUCUCGGCGACCGCGCUGUUGGGUAGCCCUGAUGGCUCGAGACAUCCACUCGACGUCUGCGAGUUCACCGAAGAGGAUUAUCGGCAUCAAAAUGGCAACGGUAAUAAUCACUACCAAAAUGGCAGGUCGGGUACUAGUAUAUGGGAGUGUCUCAUAAGCUGCAGAAAACGGCUCGAUCAACAAUUAGCACGAAGGAGGGUGGAGCAAGGCUUGAAAUUGUAUAGGGCUCAUAAACAACAAGCCGCGGUUAGGAAAUGGAGGGGCGCCUUGAAGAGUAUCAGACAUCGCGAGGAUAAAUUCGCUCUUCUCGGUUACUUGUAUCAGGCGUACAUGGAUUGGGGCAAAUACAGAGACAGUAUCGAAUUCGGUAACAAGCAAUUAUGCAUUUCCGAGGAGUUGGAUUCGCCGAACAUGCGGGCAGAAGCGUAUUUGAAUUUGGCCAGGGCUCACGAGAGAUUAGGCGCCCUGGAUAGAGCGUUAGAUUACGCUCGGCACAGCUUGUAUAACGAGUGUGAUCAGUGCGCGACUGCUGGAUUAGUUCACUUAACCGUAGGCAGAGUCCACUUAGAGCUAGCAGGAUUCUGUAAAGCCUUGGAAGCGUUUCAAAGAGCCCACAAAAUCGCCCACUCCAUUCAAGAUCCCUCCUUAGAACUGCAGGUGUACGUCGGUCUCUCGGAACUCUUCUGCAGAUUACAGGACGCGGACAAGAGCGCUAGAUACGCGGCGAGAGCUUACGAUCUCUCCAGAAGUUUACAGCUGGGAGAUCUGAAUUCGCGUCAUCACAGGGCAGCGUUAUUACAAAUGGCCGCGGCGCUCAGGAAAAAGGGCGAACUCGGCGAUGCUCAUGAUUACUGCUCGGAAGCAACGCGAUUAUCGCUGGUUUCUGGCGACCAGGCCAGUUACGCUCGAAGCAUCCGCAUAAUGGGGGACAUUUACAGAAAGAAGUCGGAUAUAAAUAUUGACAUUUUGCAGAAAGCGUUCCGACAGUACGAGAGCGCGAUGGGCUCGGCGGCCGCGACCGGCGAUCGACUGUGCCAGAUGGAAGCGAUGGACGGCGCGGCGAGAUGCCUGGAAGCUCUCAGGCUUCAGCACAAGAUAUGCAAUUGCAGACCCCUCGAGUUCAAUACUAGGCUUCUAGAAGUGGCGGGAUCGGUUGGCGCCAAGCUACUGGUGCGAACAGUCAGGUCCAGGUUGUCGAGAAUUUAUGGGUCUUUGGGAGAUGAGGAACAAAAGGGACAUUACGAGAGAUUGGCGACUGCGAUGGAAGAAGAUUUGGAGUUACGAUGCGGAAGCUGCAAUGAACCAUUCGGUCUGGAAGCUGAUUCCCUAGAAGCAUUACCUUGCUCCCAUAUAUUACACGCUCGAUGCGCAUACGACAUCUUGAAGAGACGUGACAAGAAGAAGAAACGUUUAUGCCCCGAUUGCCAUAAGUCUGUCAGUUCACGGCUGUACCUGCAUUGCGAAGAUCCUCACGGCAUGAAUACUCUAAAUCAUAGUUCCUUGAGCCUGGCGUCAUUGAGGGCCAGCAGCCUAGCAACACUUGAGGACUCUCAUGCGACGAGUAGUGUUUAAAAAAAUAAAAAAAAACAACACGCGACAGAUUUCGUUUAUUUUAACGCGUUGGUAUCCGCAUGCGAUUAGAUAAUUUUAAGGAAUUAUAAUGUGGAAGAUAAGAAAGCCAAAGGAAAGUAGUACGAUACAAAAAAAGAUUUAAUGGCAAUAAAAAAGUGCACGCCUCGAGA
Wasmannia auropunctata (little fire ant) is the source of this 4311-nucleotide messenger RNA. RefSeq names its product 43 kDa receptor-associated protein of the synapse homolog. Gene Ontology annotation, cellular component: synapse. NCBI's taxonomy places the organism in Eukaryota, Metazoa, Arthropoda, Insecta, Hymenoptera, Formicidae. The record is from RefSeq and is a predicted model, not a curated record. Gene Ontology annotation, biological process: chemical synaptic transmission. The coding region runs from base 2513 to 4141 and encodes 542 amino acids. Gene Ontology annotation, molecular function: protein-membrane adaptor activity; acetylcholine receptor binding. The transcript has 10 exons.